AUGAAUCUGUGUGCGAGAGAAGGUAGAAAACCGACCUGCAUGGUCGACGCGUACGUCGUGCCGCGAAUCACGACCUACGCACCAGAGUCCUUGGAAACGCUCGGAUACGAAGCGUUCCAGGACCUACCUCUCGCCGACCCCGACCUCACGACCGAUCAAACUAUUGAAGUUCUGAUCGGGGCUGACUUAUACGCACAAAUUAUGCGACCGGGAUUCCGUCGCAUAAACGCGGAGGGUCCGAUAGCCCAAGAAACUGCGUUCGGCUGGGUAAUUUCCGGGCCGACAAGUGCAGUAGGGAAAAGCCAGAAUCCAGUACGGACGCUACAUUGCACCGUGCUCGAAUCGCUGGAUCAAGCGAUUCGAAAAUUCUGGGAAAUGGAGGAAAUUCCCGCGACCUCUGUGCGUACAAAGUCAGAGGAAGAAUGCGAAGCAUUCUAUAAGAAAACCGUCGUCCGAGACGAAACUGGGAGGUUUCAAGUGCGACUCCCAUUUAAUUGCCCGAAACCGGAGGAAACGAUCGGAAAGUCGUUCCACAUAGCGUUUUCGGCUCUCGCAAGGUUGCGAAAGAAAUUAGACACGAGCCCGACUCUCGGUAAAGAAUACUCGGAGUUUUUAAACGAGUAUGAGUCGCAAGGUCACAUGACUCGUAUCGAGCCUAUUGACCGUUCUAGACUCUAUAUACCACACAGAGCGGUCGUCCGUACGGACAGUACGACCACCAAGUUACGGGUCGUGUUCAACGCAACCUGUAGGACGGCGGGAGGUCGCUCCCUAAACGACAUCCUACACGUCGGUCCAAAAUUGCAAAACGAUAUCACCUCGGUAUUAACGAGGUGGCGUUUGUAUAAAUACGUGCUGGUGGCCGACAUUGAGAAAAUGUUUCGACAAAUUCUCGUAGCACCACAGGAUCGUCGAUUCCAAUGCAUCGUUUGGAGUGCACCCGAAACCGAACAGCUAAAAGCGUUCGAGUUAAAUACCGUUACAUACGGAACAGCGUGCGCUCCGUACUUAUCGAUGCGUAACCUUCUCGAAUUAAAAGAGCAGGAUGGAGGAAAAUUCCCCUUGGCUGCUCCGAUUCUCGAGAAGGGCAUUUGCGUCGAUGACGUAUUUUUGGGAGCACCAGACAAGCCCUUGCUGGAGAAAAUCCGCACACAAGUGUGCGAGCUCCUGCAAGGAGGUGGGUUUAAGUUGAGAAAAUGGGCAGGAAACUCGCAGCAACUAUUGCGAAAUAUCCCCCACAGCGCUCACUCCCACGCCGUAGACCUCACCUUGUUCGAGGAUUCCGAACUGAAAGUGCUCGGUCUACGCUGGAUACCGUCUGGGGAUUAUUUUUAUUUCAAUCUCCAACAAUUUCAACCAUCGGCGUUCCCGAUGACUAAGAGAAAUCUGUUUUCGGAGAUUGCCAAGCUGUUCGAUCCGCUCGGCUGGUUAUCACCAGUAGUAAUACGUGCGAAAAUUUUGAUGCAGUCCCAGUGGCUGGAGAAAAUCCAGUGGGACGAUCAAAUCUCCGCGGACACGCAACGAACGUGGAAUACGUUUUGCGUGGAUUGGAACAGCCUGAAAAAAUUAAAAAUUCCCAGAUGGAUACGGUACGGAGCCGAUACCGUAUCCGUGGAGUUGCAUGGAUUCUGCGACGCCUCCCUCGCCGCCUACUCCGCCGUCACGUAUUUACGCGUGACGACGACAAACAAUGACGUCUUUACGACAUUGGUAAUGGCAAAAACGCGGGUGGCGCCGAUCAAAACGCAAUCCAUACCCGUACUGGAAUUAAACGGGGCAGUACUCCUCUCCGAGCUUGUGAUGCACGUAAAGCGGUCCAUCUCCAUGAAAUUGGAUCGCAUAAUCUGCUGGACAGAUUCUACGAUUGCACUAGCUUGGCUGAAAAAACAUGCGUCGACAUGGAAGGUGGUAAUCGCCAACCGUGUAUCAAAAAUCCAGACGAUGCUUCCGAACGCCGAAUGGCGUCAUGUUCCCACGCGCUCAAAUCCCGCAGAUUUAAAUUCGCGAGGAGUGGAAGCCGCGGAACUUCUUCAAUCGGAACUAUGGAUUUCCGGCCCGCCGUGGCUUCGGCGGGCGGAAGAAUAUUGGCCGAAAAUACCCGCUUCGAUCGAAACGGAAGAAGGAAAACGCGUCUCGCAUACGCUCGUAGCAACUCCGAAAAAAGAAUGGGACUUUGUAUUUCGAUUUUCCCAAUGGAGAAAGCUACUACGCGUAACCGCCUACUGCCUCCGGUUUCGAAGGGCGCGGGACGGAGAGCGUCGGUCCUUCGACGCCAACGUUGUCGACGCAUCUGAAAUACAGCGUGCAACGGAAAGAAUUGCACGUUACUUGCAAAGCACGCAUUUUGCAGAUGAAUACCAGUGCCUGAAAGGGCACCGUGAAAUCCCUGCAACGUCUCCAUUGAAAGGCCUAAACCCCUUCCUCGACGACAAGGAAGUCCUCAGAGUGGGUGGAAGGUUGGAGAAUGCGGCACUUGCAUGGGAAACCAAACACCCGAUAAUUCUGCCAAAACAUCAUGUUUCGAACAUGAUAAUAAGGCAAUGUCAUGCGGAUACGCUGCACGGGGGUUUGCAAUUGACCAUGUACACGGUGAGACAGAAAUUCUGGAUCAUCGGCUGUCGUAACGCGACGCGUACGGUUAUCCAUGGUUGCAUGCGCUGCGUGAGAUGGAAUGCAACAGCGUCCACGCAGAUAAUGCAGGAUUUAAUUCCGGAACGCACCCGCGCGGCACGACCUUUCUCGAAUUGCGGAGUAGAUUACGCGGGACCCUUUCGAGUCCGCGACUCCGCCGGUCGAGGUAAAACGGCCCACAAAGCUUACAUAGCGGUAUUCGUUUGUUUCGCUACCAGAGCCGUACAUAUCGAACUCGUGCACGAUUACACAACGAGUGCUUUCUUGGCCGCCCUUGACCGAUUCAUCGCUCGCCGCGGAGUUCCGUCCUGCGUGUUCAGUGACAACGGAACAAAUUUCGUCGGAGCGGAUCGAGAAUUAAGAGAGCAUUUCAAUAUCGUGUAUAACACACGAGAAAUGCGCGAUACGUGCGGCCAGAAGGGUAUUAAGUGGAAAUUCAAUCCACCUAGUGCACCGCAUUUUAGCGGUAUGCAGGAAGCCGGUGUGAAAUCGGUGAAACAUCAUCUAAAACGCAUCCUCGGCAACUUCACUCCCACGAGCGAGGAGAUGCAGACAUUACUUUGCAAAAUCGAAGCGAGUUUAAAUUCGCGACCGAUCGCCGCUCUGAGUGAUUGUCCAGAGGAUUAUGCGCCCCUCACACCGGGCCACUUUUUGAUCGGAAGCCCGAUGAAUGCACUUCCGGUAGAGUCAGUGGAAAAUGAAAAUAUCUCGCGGCUUACGCGAUGGAGAGCUAUUCAGAAAUUCCACGAGCAACUCUGGAGGCAUUGGACGCGUGAUUAUCUCACGCACCUCCAGAACCGCUAUAAGUGGCGUACCGCUCAAGUGCAGCUAAAACCGAACGAUUUGGUUCUAGUGCAAAACCCUCUUCUCCCCCCGAAUCAAUGGGAAAUGGGAAGAAUUGAGGAAAUUUUCCCGGGCAAGGACAGGCACGUACGGGUUGUUAAAGUACGCACAGCCACUUCCACCUACACACGACCAAUCACACGUCUGUGUAAAUUGCCCAUAGAAGAGUCGCUAUCGAUAACAGACGAAGACGACGCUAGCGGGACAAAAGAAAUCCCGAAUUCCACGUGA
This is a messenger RNA of Colletes gigas, 3705 nucleotides long. RefSeq lists its product as uncharacterized. The record is from RefSeq and is a predicted model, not a curated record. Bases 1 to 3705 code for a protein of 1234 amino acids. NCBI's taxonomy places the organism in Eukaryota, Metazoa, Arthropoda, Insecta, Hymenoptera, Colletidae. Gene Ontology annotation, molecular function: nucleic acid binding. Gene Ontology annotation, biological process: DNA integration. The transcript has a single exon.